This is a messenger RNA of Amoebophrya sp. A25, 915 nucleotides long. The record is from the annotation of a GenBank genome assembly. Lineage: Eukaryota; Dinophyceae; Syndiniales; Amoebophryaceae.
GGCUCUUCCGUCUCACGGCUGUGCCGAAGGGUAGUCAGCGAAAACAAGUAGUCGCACAAAUGGAGAAGAAAAUGAAGACUGCUACGAAAGAGCUCAUGCGAGAAUAUGACUUCUAUAAUUUAGCAGGCGGCGGCAGGAAGAGGAACACAUCGACAUCAGGACUUCUAGAGUCACGACAACAUCAGGUCAAUCUUCUAGUCGACCACCUCGCAGGAGCUGCAGGUGGAGAAGGAGGAGGCGAAGAGGGUUAUAGUCUAGGAUUGUCUUCCUCAGCAAGCGAAUGGGAGCCGCAAAGUGGAACGGAACUGGGGAUGUUUUGAGGAGUAGCUAUAGAGCCACGACACUGUCGCGACUCUACCUUGAUGAAGAUAGAAACAGAAAUCUUAGAAGAUUUGCAGUGCACAGCUAUUUACUACUUCGAGACCGAAACAAACUUGCCUACUGUGAAAAUUCAGAUAGAGAUUUUUGCAAAGAUAAUUAUCACCUCCCACACUAAAUUCUUGACAUUUCUUUGAACAAGCGGCCUAUCAUGGACCUCCGACUUAUAUAUAUUGUUUACCAGUAGUCAAAUUUGAAUUUGUAUAGAUCACUCAAGACCAUAUCCAUCGUUGUUGACAUCCUGCAUACAACAGGAUUUUUGAGGAGUUACAUCAUGACAUAGAAGAAGUCCUCGAAACAUACAGAGCACAUAUAAUGAAUCAACAUCAUAAUCAUAUUAACUCCUACACGUAGACCCAGAAAUUGAAAUUAUUGUUAACGCCGACACGACACGAAAGAAGAAGAACGUAAUUUACGUCCUGAGACCACUUCUUGACAGGAGAUGACUUUGUAUUCACAUUGAAACAUGACUUAACAUUAACUGCAACUACUCCCGGUGGUAGAAAAUGUGUGAACAAGACUUCAUGGUGAUUGAGG